Messenger RNA from Lotus japonicus, 646 nucleotides. RefSeq lists its product as uncharacterized. The transcript is spliced from 6 exons. Bases 14 to 439 code for a protein of 141 amino acids. The record is from RefSeq and is a predicted model, not a curated record. Lineage: Eukaryota; Viridiplantae; Streptophyta; Magnoliopsida; Fabales; Fabaceae.
UCUUGAGGUCAUUAUGUCUUCUGAAGGAAGUAAUUCGUAUGAGGUUCCAAAUGGAGCUCGUACUGAUUCAAAUUUGUCUCCAAUUACUCAUGAGAGUGCCAACAAUCUCAAUUGGCGGUCACCACAAAUUCAACAAGCCAAUUAUCAGGGGAUGAAUACUUCAGCUGGGCUAAGCCACUACUAUCGGGGUGGAGUUUCUCCAAAUCAAGAUUUCACAAACAGUCAACAGAUGAUAAUGACCACACGAGGGCAUGAGCUGGCUACUUCAUUUAACUGUCUAGGAAGCAAAAACCAUUUCUAUCCAAGGACUGCACAUUAUACAGUUUAUGAUUCAAGAUAUAAAGCAUUGGGCUUAUAUGUGGACCCCCAUUUGAGGGCAUUCAUGAAUUUUAAGAAAAAUGGUUACCAUGGUAUUAAUCAUGUGCCAAAUUCUAAUUGAUCGCUUGCAAUGACUUCCUUAUUGGCAGGGUAGCUGCCAAUCAAAUGUAAUGUGUGUGAGCUUUAAGCUUUAGACAAUUAUGAGCAUUUUCUCAAAUUUCAAUAAGCUUUUCUAAGUACAUUUUGUACUUUUAAUUUUUUCUUAUAUUAAUAUUUGUAGACCUGGUUGGUGGUUUGCUUUGACAUUAUUACUUAAUAUAUAUUUCUA